CACACCACCCGACUUCUCCUGCACACCGACCCGCCGCGGACAUGCCCGCCACGGAGAAGGACCUGGCGGACGACGCGCCGUGGAAGAAGAUCCAGCAGAACACCUUUACGCGUUGGUGCAACGAGCACCUGAAGUGCGUCAACAAGCGGAUCGCGGACCUGCAGCUGGACCUGAGCGACGGCCUGCGGCUCAUCGGCCUGCUGGAGGUGCUGAGCCAGAAGAAGAUGUACCGCAAGUACCACGUCAGGCCCACCUUCCGACAGAUGAAGCUGGAGAACGUGUCGGUGGCCCUGGAGUUCCUGGAGCGGGAGAACAUCAAGCUGGUCUCCAUAGACUCUAAAGCUAUCGUGGAUGGGAACCUGAAACUGAUCCUGGGUCUGGUAUGGACUCUGAUCCUGCACUACUCGAUCUCCAUGCCGGUGUGGGAGGACGAGGAUGGCGAUGAGGCAGAGAAGAAGACGCCUAAGCAGCGUCUGCUGGGCUGGAUUCAAAAUAAGGUCCCCGACCUGCCGAUCACCAACUUCAGCCAAGACUGGAGAGACGGCAAGGCUCUGGGAGCCCUGGUGGACAGCUGUGCCCCUGGUCUGUGUCCGGACUGGGAGACGUGGGACAGCGUGAAGCCGGUGGAGAACGCCAGUGAAGCCAUGCAGCUCGCCGACGACUGGCUGGGAAUACCACAGGUGAUAGCUCCGGAGGAGAUCAUAGAUCCCAGUGUGGAUGAACAGUCGGUGAUGACGUAUCUCUCCCAGUUCCCCAAAGCCAAACUCAAACCCGGAGCUCCGCUCAAACCCAAACUCAACCCCAAGAAAGCCCGCGCCUACGGACCAGGUAUCGAACCUACGGGGAACCGUGUCCUGCGGCCAGCAGUCUUCACCGUGGACACCUUCAGUGCGGGUCAGGGUCAGGUGACCGUCUACGUGCAGGACCCAGAGGGCAGGAGAGAGGAGGUGAAGGCGGUGCCCAACGAGGGGAAGAAGACGUACAGCGUCACCUACGUCCCCCAGGUCACAGGCCCUCACAAGGUGACGGUGCUGUUUGCGGGCCAGCAGAUCCCCAAGAGUCCAUUCGAAGUGAGCGUGGACAAAGCCCUGGGCGACGCCACCAAGGUCACGGCCAAAGGGCCGGGAAUCGAACCGGCGGGCAACAUCGCCAACAAACCCACCUACUUCGAUAUCUACACCGCAGGAGCCGGGGUGGGCGAUGUGACGGCCGUGAUCCGGGACCCGCAGGGCCGCCAGAACAGCGUGGAGGUGAUGAUGGAGGACAAGGGCGACGGUGUUUACCGGUGCUCCUACAAACCCACCCAGGCAGGACCGCAUGCUGUGGCUGUCAUGUUCGGAGGGGUGGGAGUCCCCAGAAGCCCCUUCGGUGUCGACGUAGGACCUGCCUCUGUCCCGGGGGCGUGCAGGGCGACAGGUAGGGGUCUGCAGCCGACGGGGAUGAGGGUGAGGCAGGUGGCUGACUUCAAGGUGGACACCAGAAACGCCGGCAGCGGAGAGCUGAAGGUGUUCGUCAAAGGACCGAAGGGUCUAGAGGAGCCAGUAAAACGGAUACCCUGUCAGGACGGUGUGUUUUCCUACGAGUAUUACCCCAACAGCAUUGGCAGAUAUACCGUCUCCAUUACCUGGGGUGGACAGCACAUACCCAAGAGUCCAUUUGAGGUGAAUGUAGGUCCAGAGGCGGGCCCGCAGCAGAUCCGGGCCUGGGGACCGGGUCUGGAGGGAGGCGUCGUUGGCAAAUCAGCCGACUUCAUUGUGGAGUCCGUGGGUGCCGACGUUGGAGUGCUGGGCUUUGCCAUCGAGGGUCCAUCCCAGGCCAAGAUCGAAUGCGAGGACCAGAACGACGGGUCAUGUGACGUGCGCUACUGGCCGACCGAGGCGGGCGAGUACGCCGUUCAUGUCACGUGCGAUGACGAGGACAUCGAACACAGUCCCUUCAUGGCCUACAUCAUCCCCGAUAACCACUCCAGCAACCCCGCCAUGGUUGAGGCAUAUGGACCAGGUCUAGAGAAGACUGGCUGCGUGAUCAGCCAGCCAGCCGAGUUCACCGUCAACGCUAAGGAUGCUGGGCAAGGGCCUCUGAAAAUCUCAGCUCAGGAUGCAGAAGGAGCCCCGGUAGAUGUGAAGGUGAGGAAUAAGGGAGAUGGAGUCUACUCCUGCUCCUACACCCCCACCUCCCCCCUCAAACACACCGUGGCCAUCACCUGGGGAGGCACCAGCGUUCCCAACAGCCCCUUCAGGGUGAACAUCGGUAAGGGCAGCCAUCCCAACAUGGUGAAGGUGUUCGGUCCCGGAGUGGAGAGGACCGGUCUGAAGGCCAACGAACCCACACACUUCACCGUGGACUGCACGGGGGCUGGGGAAGGUGAGGUCAGUGUUGGGAUAAAGUGUGACGCAAAUAUGAUCAGUGAAAAUGAAGAGGAUGUGGAUUUUGACAUCAUUCCAAACCCCAACGACACCAUCACAGUCAAGUACAUCCCACCUGCUGCAGGAAGACUCACUGUGAAAGUCCUGUUUACUGACCAGGAGGUCCCACAGAGUCCCUUCCGGGUCAAAGUUGAACCUUCCCAUGAUGCCUCAAAGGUCAAGGCAGAGGGACCUGGACUGGCUCGCACUGGUGUGGAGAGUGGCAAGCCGACACACUUCACGGUGUACACAAAAGGAGCCGGUAAAGCCCCGUUGGACGUGUCCUUUUCAGGCUCCGUGGUUCAGGACUUUGACAUCAUCGACAACUACGACUACUCUCACACUGUCAAAUACACACCUACUCAACAGGGUGAGAUGCAGAUCGUGGUGACGUUUGGAGGAGACCCCGUCCCCAAGACCCCCUUCACGGUUGGGGUGGCGGCUCCGUUGGACCUCAGCAAAGUCACAGUAGAAGAUCUGAAUGGAAGAGUAGAGGUUGGACAGGCGCAGGCAUUUGUCGUGGACACCAAGGGUGCAGGAGGUCAGGGCCACCUUGACGUGUCACUGCUGAGUCCCAGCCGGCAGGCGGUGGCAUGCACGGUGGAGCCCCAGCCCAGAAAGGCUGACUGCAGCCUUGUGCGCUACACCCCGACUGAGGAGGGCGUCUACGCCGUCAGUGUCAACUACGAUGGACACCCUGUCCCAGGGAGCCCUUUCCCUGUGGAGGCCCAGUUACCUCCAGACCCCAGCAAGGUGAAGGCGUUCGGUCCAGGACUGACGGGUGGUUUGGUGGGAAAUCCUGCAGAGUUUACAAUCGACACCAAAGGAGCUGGUACCGGGGGUCUGGGGCUGACGGUGGAGGGGCCAACCGAGGCCAAAAUUGAGUGCUCAGACAACGGCGACGGGACCUGCUCCGUGUCCUACCUGCCCACAGAACCGGGAGACUACCUGGUCAACAUCCUGUUUGAGGAUGUUCACAUUCCUGGCUCACCAUUCAGAGCUGACAUCCAGAUGCCCUUUGACCCCUCCAAGGUGGUGGCUUCUGGGUCAGGCCUAAAGAGAGCCAAGGUUGGUGAGACCAGCGUGGUGAAUGUGGACUGUUCUCGAGCCGGACCGGGUCAGCUGAGCUUCGAGGCAGUGCCAGACUCGCUUUCCGGUCCGACUGGUUCUGGACCUGGUGUGAAGGCCAGAACGGAGGUGGUGGAUAACAAAGACGGGACGUAUGCUGUGACUUAUGUCCCCUUGACUGCCGGUGUUUACACCCUGCUGCUCAAGUACGGCGGCAAGGCAACGCCCGGUUUCCCUGCCAAGGUCACAGUGGAUCCAGCUGUCGACACCUCCAAGGUCAAGGUGUUCGGGCCUGGCGUGGAGGGACAGGCAGUUUUCAGAGAAGCUACUACAGAAUUCACGGUGGACGCCCGUCCUCUGAGCCGACGAGGAGGAGACCACGUCAAGGCGGAGGUCAGGAACCCGUCUGGAACGCCGACAGACUGUCAGGUCAAAGACAACGCUGACGGGACCUACAGCGUGGAAUACACUCCAUGUGAGACGGGUGUCCACAGUGUUCAGGUGUUGUACGAUGACACUUCCGUCCCCAAGAGUCCGUUCCGGGUUUCAGUCUCCGAGGGAUGCGCCCCCAGCAGGGUGGUGGCUACCGGCGCCGGUCUGGAGCAAGCGCUGACGGACAAACCCAACCACUUCAACAUCAUCACGAGAGGGGCCGGUAUCGGUGGUCUGGGCAUUACAGUGGAGGGUCCAUCAGAGUCCAAGAUGUCUUGUAAAGACAACAAAGAUGGCAGCUGCAGCGUGGAGUACGUACCCUUCACGCCCGGACUCUACGAUGUCAACAUCACGUAUGGAGGACAACACAUUCCCGGCAGUCCAUUCAAGGUCCCGGUGAAGGAUGUAGUUGACUCAAGCAAGGUCAAGGUGUCCGGUCCCGGCGUUGGGUCGGGGGUCAGGGCUAAUAUCCCACAAUCCUUCACUGUCGACUGCAGCAGGGCAGGCGUGGCCCCGCUGGCCGUGGCUGUCACCGGUCCCAAAGGUCUUGCUGAGCCCGUGGAUGUUAAGGACAAUGGGGAUGGUACUCACACAGUGACCUACACCCCGUCUCUGGAGGGGCCGUACUCGGUAGCAGUCCGAUACGCAGACCAAGAAGUCCCACGCAGUCCCUUUAAGUUCAGGGUUCUGCCGACUCACGAUGCCAGUAAAGUCCGGGCCAGUGGUCCCGGUCUCACCACAGGCGUUCCAGCGAGUUUCCCUGUGGAGUUCACCAUUGACGCCAAAGAUGCUGGACAGGGGCAGCUGUCAGUGCUCAUCACCGACCUGGACGGCAAGCCCAAGCGAACCAGUAUCCAUGACAACGGAGACGGGACGUACCGCGUGUCAUACGUGCCGGAUAAGGUGGGCCGGUACACCAUCGUGAUAAAAUACGGCGGCGAUGAAAUCCCUGCCUCGCCCUACCGGGUCAGAGCCACGGCCACCGGAGACGCCAGCAAGUGUACCGUCAGCGGUCCCGGCGUCGGCCCCACGGUCACCAUCGGCGAGGAGCUCGGCCUGGUGGUGAACGCAAAGUCUGCCGGGAAGGGGAAGGUGAGCUGCGUGGUGGUGCAGCCCGACGGCAGUGAGGUGGAGGCCGAGGUUCUGGAAAACGAGGACGGCACCUUCGACAUCUUCUACACCGCCCCGGCCCCCGGGAACUACGUCAUCUACGUCCGCUUCGGAGGCGAGAACGUCCCGCGCAGUCCCUUCAAAGUCACGGCUACUGAUGAGGUUGUUCCCAUGAUGCAACAGCAGACAUCUCUACAGCAACUGGCUCCUCCCCCUGGAGCUGGCUUCCAGCCCUGGGUGACAGCAGAUAGUGGCUUCCAGCCUGUCGGCAGUGUGAAUGGAACAGGCUUCAGACCGUUUGACAUGGUCAUCCCCUUCUCCCUCAGAAAGGGAGACAUCACGGGUGAGGUCCGUAUGCCGUCCGGUAGAACAGCCCAGCCUCUGAUCACUGAUAACCUGGAUGGGACGGUCACAGUGCAGUAUUCCCCUACUGAGGCCGGUCUACACGAGAUGCACAUUAAAUACAAUGGCAGCCACAUCCCUGAGUCUCCUCUCCAGUUCUAUGUAAACCAGGCAGGAACUCCCAAUGUGACGGCCUAUGGUCCUGGACUGGUCUAUGGUGUGGCCAACAAGAUCGCCACCUUCACCAUCCUCACUGAAGACGCCGCCGAGGGCGGUCUUGACCUGGCUAUCGAGGGUCCAUCUAAAGCAGAGAUCAGCUGUCUGGACAACAAGGAUGGCACCUGUACGGUGACCUACCUGCCCAUUCUGCCCGGGGAUUACAACAUCCUGGUCAGAUACAAUGACAAGCACAUCGCCGGGAGCCCCUUCACCGCCAGAAUCACAGAGGACAACCAGCGGCGUUCUCAGGUGAAGUUGGGUUCGGCAGCAGAUUUCUCUCUAGACAUUAAUGAGACGGACCUCAGCCUGCUGACAGCCAGCAUCAAAGCCCCGUCAGGAAGGGAUGAGCCGUGUCUGCUGAAGAGAAUGCCCAACAACCACAUAGGCAUCUCCUUCAUCCCGCGGGAGGUAGGGGAGCACCUGGUGAGUAUCCUGAAGAACGGGCGCCACGUGGCCAACAGCCCCAUCACCAUCAUGGUGGUCCAGUCUGAGAUCGGGGACGCCAGCCGGGUUAAAGCCUACGGAGACGGUCUGAUGCAGGGACAGACCUUCACCAACGCCAGCUUCGUGGUGGACACCAGAGACGCAGGCUAUGGAGGUCUGGCCUUAUCCAUCGAGGGUCCCAGUAAAGUGGACAUCCGGACGGAGGACAUGGAGGACGGGACAUGUGGCGUGUCCUACUGCCCCACGGAACCAGGAAACUACAUCGUCUCCAUCCGCUUUGCUGAGGAUCACAUACCAGGAAGUCCGUUUACAGUGCGCGUGACAGGAGAGGGGCGUAUCCGAGAGAGCAUCACUCGACGACAGAGGGCGGCGUCCGUCGCCAGCGUGGGCAGUGUGUGUGACCUCAACCUCAAAAUACCAGAGAUGGACAUCAAUGAGGUCAAGGCUGAGGUCACCUCCCCUUCGGGGGCCAAUCAGCCAGCUGAAUUGGUUGCUGUGGGCAACGGCACCUACUGCGUGCGCUUUGUCCCCGCGGAGAUGGGCGUGCACCGCGUGAGCGUGAAGUACAGGGGCGUGCACGUCCCGGGGAGCCCCUUCCAGUUCACGGUGGGGCCGCUGGGAGAGGGAGGGGCCAGCAAGGUCAAAGCGGGAGGGCCAGGACUGGAGAAAGCCCAGGUUGGAGAGCCCGCUGAGUUUAGCAUCUGGACCAGGGAGGCUGGUGCAGGAGGUUUGUCCAUCGCAGUUGAAGGUCCCAGCAGGGCAGAAAUCUCCUUUGAGGACCACAAGGACGGGUCCUGUGGAGUGUCCUACCUCGCACAGGAGCCUGGUGACUAUGAGGUUUCGGUGAAGUUCAAUGACCAGCACAUCCCAGACAGUCCCUACCUCGUCCCCGUGGUCGCCCCAGUUCAUGACGCCCGCCGGCUGACUGUUACCGGCCUUCAGGAAUCAGGUCUGAAGGUGAAUCACCCAGCAUCCUUUGCGGUGCGUCUGAAUGGCGCUCAGGGCAACAUGGAGGCCAAAGUUCACAGCCCCUCCGGAGCCCUGGAGGAAUGUGCCGUCACUGAGCUGGAGAGAGAUAAAUAUGCCAUCCGCUUCAUCCCCCGGGAGAACGGGAUCCACUCCAUCGACGUCACGUUUAACGGCGUUCACAUCCCCGGAAGUCCCUUUAAGGUCCGAGUGGGAGAACCAGGACAGACCGGAGAACCUGGCCUGGUCUCAGCAUACGGAGCCGGACUGGAGAGAGGAACCACAGGCACCCAGUCAGAGUUCAUCAUCAACAACACGAGGGCGGGGCCCGGGGCCCUGGCAGUGACCAUUGAGGGCCCCUCCAAGGUGAAGAUGGACUGCCAGGAGAUCCCAGAGGGUUACAAGGUUCAAUACACACCCAUGGCCCCUGGAAACUACGUGAUCAGCAUCAAAUAUGGAGGACCCAACCACAUCACUGGAAGCCCCUUCAAGGCUAAAGUCAUAGGUCAGCGGCUGGUGAACGUGACCAACGCCAGCGAGACCUCCACCCUGAACGUGGACCCGCUGCUCCGAGCCUCGAGCAGCAGCCUGUCGCAGAGCGCGUCCCCCAGGCCGACCUCCUCCGAUGCCAGUAAGGUGCUCAGUCGAGGCCCAGGCCUAAACAAGGCCUUCGUGGGACAGAGGAGCAGCUUCUCCGUUGACUGCAGCAGAGCCGGUAAGAACAUGCUCCUGGUGGGGGUUCAUGGCCCCCAGGUCCCGUGUGAGGAGGUGCUGGUCAAACACCUGGGGAACAUGCAGUACAACGUCAGCUACAUGCUGAAGGAGCGGGGCAGCUACAUCCUGGCCGUCAAAUGGGGAGAGGACCACAUCCCCGGCUCACCCUUCCACGUCACUGUCCCAUAAUGCACCGCGGCACUGAGACACCGCCACGCCGUUUUGAUUGAAUCCAAUGCUCUGACUGCUGCAAGAAAAUGUCCUCUUGACAAGUUUUUCUUUAAUCUGAUAUCGAGUCAUACGAACCUUCUUUCUCAUCAGGAAAAAAGAGACGUCUGCCUUUUCCCUCAGAAUGUUGUUCAUGUUUCGGGUAACGCAGCGCUGGAAAGCGGUCGGUCGUUUCUUAUCAGGGAAAAAAAGUUUUUCGGACUCGAUACCAGAUUAAACGAAGGGUUGAGACGGACGCUUUCAUUAUUUUACUUUGUAAAGCAAAGUGGUAGAUUUAAACUGUCCUGUGAGAGCCGUGAGGUAAUUUAAGAGGUUGAGAGUUGACUGAUUUCAAAACGACUCCUCUGUUGAUUCUUGCUGCCCGGAAAUGAUUAAACAAGUUGACAGAUUUGCACUUGAGACGAUCGUUUUUGAUACUUGAUUGGUAAAUUGAUGCUCAAAUCAGUUUGUGAGAAUGUCCCGACCACCGCUGAUGUGACAGCUAGAUUUAACGCCCAUCGAACCCGCGAGUACCUCCAAAAUAGUUGUCGCCACUGAUCCGAGUACAGCCUUAAAAACCCAACAUGCUUUAAUCCUUCCAGACCUCCAGAACCGUCAGCUGAUGGGUUGUUUUCGUAAGUGUAGCAUGUUUCUUUACAUCACUAAGUAGUUUACCCAAGUUAAUGUGGAAGUUCGGGGUCACGCUGGUAAACUGGAUGACCACAGCUGGUUAACGUUCACUGUGGUCAGAUAGCACACCACUCUUAGGGGGCUUCUGUGGCUAGUCAGUGUGGCUAGUCAAUGAAUGAAAGCGGCUUAUGAAUUUUCAAAUCUGCUGGCCACUGCUUUGGCCUCCGAGCAAACUGUCUCACGCUGCUGCUGUGUGUCGGACAACACCAGUUAACUGUAGUGCAAACCAGUAAAAUACUGAACGCGAUGGUGUCAGACGGCCGGUCAGCUGAGCUCCCUCAACCUGCACGCCUUUCUUUACUACUGAUGUUGUUGUUGUUGUUGUUGUUUCUUUGUGCCUGCAACUCGUUUUCCAGAAUGCUUCUUACCCGGGAGAUAAAAUCCGUCAAACCGUAUCCGUACAAGUCCAACUAGUGGGGUGGGGGGGGGGGGGAAUAGACCUGACGUUGAUGUAGAAUGAAACACUGACUCCCGUUUGACUCGCUGGUUUAAUAUUUAUUAAAGUCCCCCCAACCCCCACAGAGGAAACUAGCAGGAGGCCAAAUAACCUUGUUUGUGUUUCCAUGGUGUCUGGAGGUUAUGUUUUCAUAUUGCCAAAAGUCCUCAGACUGGCGUUAAAUACUACACCGUCUGUUUGUGUGCCCGGAAUACUUGUGCUGGGGAAGAGGACGAACCUCAAAACUGGUUCGAGAGGUUUUGCGAGUGACGUCCUUUCUGCAGCAGGUGCUCAGAAACCCAGACACUGUUAGAGACCAAGACUUCCACAUUCCUCGUCUUAGUUAUUGGUUUCCGUCCCUACGGGAAGUGCAAAAACCUUUAUGGUCAAGUGGCCAAAAUCACAUCUGUGCUGCAAAAUUAAAAUCAGGUCUCGUGCUCGUGUGUGUAAACUGAGUCAUGACUAUUCCUGGAGGCGUGUUGUGUGUGCGCGCAUGUGUGCAGACGCCUUGUCGUAAAUUGGAGGUUGUGUACUAAAUCUGAUAGUUUUGGGAUGAACGCAGUGUGGGAGAUGGGAUGGGGAGGACGUCUUCUGCCAUGUUGUUUUGGGGAAAGGGUGUGACGUGAAAAACACUCAGACGAUGUACGUUUGCUCAUUAAAUCCAGCUGGAAUAAAGAUGUGCAUUUAUAGUUCGCUUGUGUUGUUUCUUUUCAAAACCCCUGACAACUUUAUGGUUUAAUAAUACCUAAUAACUUUCUGCCAGCACGGCGGCGCAGUGGUUGGCGCCGUCGCCUCACAGCAAG
Messenger RNA from Lampris incognitus (smalleye Pacific opah), 9836 nucleotides. It is a transcript of the gene flnba, whose product is annotated as filamin-B. Lineage: Eukaryota; Metazoa; Chordata; Actinopteri; Lampriformes; Lampridae. The record is from RefSeq and is a predicted model, not a curated record. Gene Ontology annotation, biological process: actin cytoskeleton organization. Gene Ontology annotation, molecular function: actin filament binding.